Molecule: messenger RNA, 6905 nt
Organism: Brassica napus (rape)
Lineage: Eukaryota; Viridiplantae; Streptophyta; Magnoliopsida; Brassicales; Brassicaceae
Product: glutathione S-transferase T3-like
Exons: 2
Coding region: 2327-3100 (257 amino acids)
Source: RefSeq, a predicted model, not a curated record
AUAUUUCUAUUUAUAAUUUUAUAUUCUAGUGUAAUAUUUUGUUAAUGAAUAUUAUUAUAAUAUUUUUGCAUAUGUGCUAGUUAUUUAUAAUUGUUUAUGGAUUUGUAUUAAUUAUGAUAAACAUAAGGAUCAUAAACAUAAGUUAAAAUUUGAAGUUUUGAUUUUGGAGAAUAACAUCUUGAAACUUCAAAUAUAUAGUUUUUGUAAACUCUAUAAUAGAGAGUCUUUUUGUAGAUGCUCUUAGUUGAUUAAUAUAAUUUUAUUUGAUAAGAAAAAUACAGUUUCAGUUAUUUGAAAUGUUUAAAACGGUUAAUUUUGAUAAUUACCAUAUCAUAUUUGGUACGUACCACUUGAUUUUUUUGUUUUACAUUUUUCAAAUUGAUUUGUUCUAAGCCACCCACAUCUUUUCUGAUCCGUUUCAACUGUUUUCACAUGUUUAUUCGCCUAUCACGUGGAUCCAUAAAUUAACACUACAUCUACAAAAAUCGCAAUUAAAAGUAAAAGAAAACUACAUUCAUGUGGUGAAAAAGGCAGUCAAGAAGCAAAACAAAACUCAUUACGGUUGGUAGCAGUGCACUAGAUUUGGAACUACCGAAACAAACUGGGUUUAGAUGAAACUCAGCCACUUAUUAGAGCAUGUACAUUGAGGUAUCAUAAGAGGGUCAUGGGCCUGGGUUCACAUGUUUUUAAGUUGAAAAGAAAAAGGAAAAUGGGUAAUAUUAAGUGAAUCGGGCCGCUCUCGUGAACUUGUGUGAGACGAGUUCAACACACGUGGAGGCACCGGAUUGGCUGGACGGAGUCGUGAUGACGACGCGGAAAGGAGGUGUUUCGCGUUAUUCUCCUCAUUUCCUCUUCUCUCCCAAAUAGUUAGGGUUUGCGACUCGAGAGGCGAUUCUUGUAGCUAGGGCGAUCGAGAGGUCUGUUGUCCAUAAAAUCGAGGAGGGAGUGUCUCUUGAUCGAUCUCAGGUUCGUUUUCGAGUAGAGUUACGUUGUUAGGGUUUGUUUACACGGGUUUCAUCGAUUCGAUCUGAAGUUGAAUUGGGGGUUUCUCCUCCAAUAGAGUCUGGAGGAGAGAUCGAUUACGAGGUUUGUAGUUAAUCGAUCUUUUAGGGUUCCAUCGAGUCUCAGAACUCAAAUCGAGGGUUUAUUUGUUAGGGUUCCAUCGAGUCUGAGAUUUUUUUGUUAGGGUUCGAUCGAGUCUCGGAUUUGAAAUCGAUAAGAGGGUUUUUUUUAUUUAUGGUUGAAUAGAAUCGAUCUGAAAUCGAAUUGGGGGUAUAUUUGUUUGGGUUCUUUGUUUGGGUUCGUUAAAGAUUGGGUUGUGUUUCCGAGUAGAUUUGAAAUCGAUUAGAGAUUAGUGUUUCUCUUAGUUAACUGUUUCUGUUAGUUAGUUUAAUCACAUUGGGUUGUGUUUCAUUGUUUGGGUUCUGUUCUUUGUUUCUCUUACCGGUUCGUUUAAUCAUAUUAUUUUUAGUUAGUAUGUUCUAAUCAUUUCUUCUUUCUGGUGCAGAUGGAUCCCGCAGAAGAAAUAAGACAUUCAAAAAAACAAAGGGAGGACUGCAACAUGUUAUGGUUCGUCGAGGAUUCACAGUACGGGAUUCCAAGAAGGUGUGCUUGCGGUGGGAAAAUCAUUGACGAGGUCCGGGGGAAGGAAGACUACGACAGUCAUCCUGGAAAGCGCUACUUCACGUGCAUCAACUAUGAAGAUGAUGGGUUGCAUUAUAGUCAUCCUUGGGUGGUUGGUGUCCAGGAGGAGAUCGAAAGGCUGAGGAAGCGUCUGGAGGAUGCUGAGGAGGAGAUCAAGGGGGUGUGGAAUCUCAAGUUCCAGAUUCAGACCCUGCAGGUAAGUCUAUUUUCCUGUUAUUUUAGAAGUAACCUUGUAUGUAAGUCCUUAAUGAGUAACUAACACUGUAUUAUUGUUGUUUCCAUUGGCAGGAACAGGUUAGAAGCCUCACUGUCCAGGUCGGUACCCUGGAGAAUGUGUGCUUCGACUGAAAAUCAGAGGUAAAUGUUUAAAAUCCAUCUUAUGCUGUGAUGUAUCAUCUUGUUUGGUUCCUCUGAUUGUAUUAAUUUUCUAAACUAGAUCUAGAGCGAAAAGUACAGUCGAAUUAAAGAUGUGUUGGUUGGUUGCUUGCUCUUAAUGGUUGAAGUAGUAGUUGAUUGUAUUAAGUAGUCGAUUUGAUGUGUCAUUACUUCUCUCUGUGAAGUAGUUGCUUGCUCUAUUAGUUUUUAUAUUCAAUGUUUGGCAGGUAGAGUUUAAUUUUUAACUUCUAUCUAAGCUAAAACUACUUUAAAUAGAGAACCAAAACCCCAUUAACUUAAUAGAAUCAUGGAACACUUUUCCGGGUUAGUUUCGCUACUCUGUUCGCAGAGCAGUCUAGCAAUGGAAUGCGAGUAUGCUGAGGCUGUAGCGAACUCUCCCGUCUUAGUGAAACCGGUUUCAAAGAGAAAGUGGUCAACAAAAGAGGACCUUGUGCUUAUCAGUGGUUGGCUGAACACGAGCAAAGACCCUAUUGUCAGUAACGAGCAGAAGGUUACUUCCUUUUGGAAGAGAAUUGAGGCGUAUGUUAAUUGUAGCCCUCUGCUCACUGGCUGCGUUCCUAGAGAAUGGAGUCAGUGUAAGCAGAGGUGGGGAAGGGUCAACGAGCAGGUCUGCAAGUUUGUGGGAAGUUAUGAAGCGGCUCUGAAGCACCAAUCAAGUGGUGAAAAUGAGGAUGAUGUCAUGAAGGCUGCUCAUGAGAUCUUCUUCAAUGAUUAUCAAGCGAAGUUCACCAUGGAACACUGUUGGAGGGAACUGAGACAUGAUCAGAAGUGGAAGUCAGUUUUUAAGUCAAGAGAUGGCGGCAAGGAGAAAAGGAAGGAAGCUGAGGAGGUGAUACCUGAGGAGGAGGUUAGACCGCCUGGUGUUAAGGCUUCCAAAGAAGCCAAACGCAAGAGGCACGGUCAUGAAGCUGCUUUCGAUCAAAUUGAGAGUAUCUUGGCUGAGAGAAAGAAAAUUUCUCAGCAGAAACUCCUAGAUCGUCUCCUUGCCAAAAAGGAAACUGAUCUAUCUCCUAACGAAAUCACCCUCAAAAACAAACUCAUUUCUGAACUCCUUGAUUGAAUUGGUUAACUUGCUUGCUCGAAUCUCUGUUUUUUCUUUUGUUGAACUCGAUAUGUUUAGUUAUUAACUUUGAAGUUGCCUUUUUCUUUUGCAGGUUUCUAUGUCACGGGUUGCUGUGUCUGUUGCUGGAUCACGGGUUGCUAUGUCUGGAUCACGGGUUGCUAUGUCUGUUGCUGGUAUUAAUAAGUCUGUUGUUGCUUUAUUUGUACGGGAUCAGUGUAGUAUUUUGUUAGUUUCUACACUGAUGUUGCUUUAUGAUGAACGGAUGCAGUGGAGUCUUUCUCGCACUGCUACUAUGUCCUUUUGUUUCACGGGUUGUACUAUGUUUUGACACUAGUUUAUUUAAGUCACGGGUUGUACUAUGUAACAAAGAAGCAUAUAUAAAUAUGCUCUUGAUGUAUGUUUCUAAAUCAGAACUCAACUACUUCUCUUUCUGUCUCUGUCUUUGAAUUUCAAAAUUUCAAGAACACAACUUCUGAAACACUUGAUCAACUACUUCUCUUCCUUGAUGUCUUUCUGAAACACUUGAUCAACUAUAAACGAAGAGGACAACUAUGCUUCUACUGCCUCACCCAACCGAGAACAACACAACCAACGUAAGCUCUUCAUUACAUUAUAAUACUAAGGUUAAACGAGAUUGACAUGAUCAGACUUACGCAAUGUUAAUUGCAAAUUGAUAAAAUUCAUAAUUGAUAAUUUGUUAUAUUUUGGACUAGAGAAUAAAAUUGAUAAUUUGUUAUAUUUUGGAGUAGAGAAUAAAAUUGAUAAUUUGUUAUAGUUUGGACUAGAGAAUAAAAUUGAUAAUUUGUUAUAUUUUGGACUAGAGAAUAAAAUUGAUAAUUUGUUAUAUUUUGGAGUAGAGAAUAAAAUUGAUAAUUUUUAUUUUUUGGGCUAGAGAAAAAAAAAUGAUAAUUUGUUAUAUUUUGGAGUAGAGAAUAAAAUUGAUAAUUUUUAUUUUUUUGAAAAAAGAAAGAAUGUCAAGCUCCUCAAAUGAUGAAGUAUAUGAAGUUUUUGAGGAAAUGGUGGACCAACAAAUCGAUGAUUUCAUCGACUCUGUUCUAACCAAAGAGCCGAAGAGACGAGUAUACAUCGAAAGAGAUCGGGAACAAGGACACAAUCAACUAUGGCAGGAUUACUUCAGUGAAAAUCCUACAUACACACACGACAUGUUUAGGCGGCGUUUUCGAAUGAACAAAUCUUUGUUCCUUCGCAUUGUCGAACGCCUAGGUAAUGAAAUUCCAUACUUUCAGCAACGAAGAAAUGGUCAUGGAAGGAACGGCCUCUCUACACUUCAAAAAUGCACUUCAGCCAUACGAUCGUUGGCAUACGGUCAAGCGGGAGAUGUCAAUGACGAAUAUCUCCGACUUGCGGCAAGUACUGCAAUUUUAUGUUUGUAGAAUUUUGCGGAAGCGAUAAUACAAUUGUUUGGAGAUGAGUAUCUAAGAACACCUACAACAGAAGAUCUUCAAAUACUACUUGACGCUGGAGAGGCACGCGGGUUUCCGGGGAUGAUAGGCAGCAUCGAUUGUAUGCAUUGGGAGUGGAAAAACUGCCCUACGGCUUGGAAAGGUCAGUUCACACGUGGUUCAGGAAAGCCGACAAUUGUCUUAGAAGCUGUGGCAUCACAAGAUCUUUGGAUAUGGCACUCAUUUUUCGGAUUACCAGGUACCCUUAACGGUAUCAAUGUUCUUGAUCGGUCACCAGUUUUUGAUGACAUUUUACAAGGUCGAGCACCUAAAGUGAAGUUCAAGGUCAACAACCACACUUAUCAUAUGACCUACUAUCUCACCGAUGGAAUUUAUCAUAAUUGGGCAACAUUUAUCCAAUCCAUCCCGCUUCCUCAAGGUCCUAAAGCCCAAAAAUUUGCAGAAAGGCAAGAAUCAGUCAGAAAAGAUGUCGAACGGGCAUUUGGAGUGUUGCAAUCGAGGUUUGCAAUUGUAAAAAACCUGCUCUAAAAUGGAACAUGGAAAAGAUAGGAAAGAUAAUGAGAACGUGUGUCAUAUUGCACAAUAUGAUAGUAGAGGAUGAACGACACGGAUACACUCUAGCUGAUACAUCUGAGUUCCAAGGUGAAAACGAGGGAAAGUGUGAAUGUCGAUAUGCUUAACAUUCGCAAUCAAAUUCGGGAUCCAGGUGUACAUGAGCGUUUGAAAGCUGAUUUAGUUGAAAAUGUUUGGGAAAAAUUUGGUAAUCGUGAUGAAUAAUCUUUGUAUGUUCAUGAUUUUUCAAUGUAUUGAAUAAAAACUUUUCAUAAAUAAUGUAAAAUAUUUAGUAAGUUUCUUUAAAAAAAUAAUUUUUUUAAAUGAAAAAUUAUAUAUAUUUUUUUCAGAAAAAAUAUUAUUUUAUUUCUAUGAACCCGGAUUUGAGGUUCAUUGAUGGAGGAGCACAAUUGAUCCGGGUUCAACACUGUUCACGGGCCCACAAUUAAAUACAUAAAAAAUACAUAUGAAUCCCAAUAGGGGGUUGAUGUACAUGCUCUUAGAUAACCAACGGUAUAACAACACGUCACCUUUUUAAUUUCGUGGAACUAAACUAAUAAAGUCUCCGAGAUUUCCAUGACUGAUGAUUCUAUACAAACAUAGAAGAAGAAAACAUAUAUAAGUAGAGGUAUUUAGUGUUUCAAAAAAAGAAAAAGUAGAGGUAUUUAAUUCGCCACGCCGGUCUAACUUGUUUUGUUACUUUCUUGUUUGAUAAUAAUGUCCACUAACAGAAUAUUAUUGUCCAAAAGUAUCUCGAAUUAGUCAACUAGGGUCAAUUUCACCAUCGAUGGUUAGAAAAGUAGAUAUUAUUUUGGAUGAAGCUAGACUUGAAUUUGAAACGAUAUUAUAUUUUGGUGAAUUGUGUGGUUCACUGGUUUUGCUAUGCAUUGUUGAUUAUUGUUCUCAAAUCUGAUGGAAUACUCUUUUAAGUAACCAAAAAGCAAAUAACUUUGUAGAUAUUAUAAAAGUGCCAUUAACCAAAAGCAUGUAUUAAUAUGGUACAGGAGUAUCAAGUUUGAUACCAUUUAAAUUUAUUCAGUAAAAAAAAGUAAAAUUAUUUCCAAAAGUCUAUCUUCUCAGUCGUAAUACCGACAUAAGUUCUAUACUCAAAACUAUACUACAAAACAAAUAUAUUGGUUAAAUAACUUUUAUUUGGGCUUCGUUUUUAUAUACUAUCAGCUAAUUUCAGACUAUUUUCAAUAUAUUUUGCUAAUUUAUUUUUAAAAUAGAUAAAUUUAAUUUAUAAUAGAAAUAAAGUUUUAUUCCAAUGUUUUUCAAAUGAUAAUUUUUAAUUAUAAAACAAAAUAAAAAUUACUAUUUUUCUAUUUUUUUAGAGAAAAUAAUGACAUUCUUUAUUUUACAUGAAAAAAUAUAGUUAAACUGGAGUGGAUUUACCUUUAAAUGCUAUUAUAAAAACAAAUAUAAAAGUGGGUCCGAAUAAUUCUUACAGAGAAAAUUAACAAGAGUAUCAUACAUAAGGCACGUCAUUUGGAUUAAAAUUAAACACUUCAGCUAACGUUACUUGCCAACUUCAAGUACGACUGAUAGUGGGGGAGCUACCAUAGUGGCAUGUGGGUCAAAUGACCCAUGUAAAAUUUUGUAAAUUUUUUUUUACAAAAUUUACAUGUAUUUCUUGCAUAAAAAUCUAAAGAGUAAGCUGGUUGACCCUUGUAAAAUACAAAUGUUAUCAGUUUGAUCCAUGUAUUUUUUGUAUAUUGUGGACAUGGAGGUAGGACCGUAGGAUGAACAUCCAAUCGUUUGGACCUAAAUGUGGGUCAUAAAUACAAAGAAAAAAUGAUCGAAUAUUCCUUAACACCACAUGGAAU